Molecule: messenger RNA, 570 nt
Organism: Anisakis simplex (herring worm)
Lineage: Eukaryota; Metazoa; Nematoda; Chromadorea; Rhabditida; Anisakidae
Source: the annotation of a GenBank genome assembly
AUGAUGAAGUCAUCCUCGUCUUCAAAAUCAGCCUCACCGGCUGAUAGCAACGAAGAUCGGAGUGCCUCGAUUGCGUCGAAUCAAAGCAAUAGCACCUCAUCGUCCACUUCGAAUACCUCGAACCACUCGGUUGCCAAUAAAAGCCCAUCAGAAUCAGCCAGAAGCAGUGUAGAGUCGAAUCCGACUGUGAUCGCAGAUCGUUGGUCUACGUCUGCCUCAUUGAGCAAACCAAACCAAACUGCCCCGGCCUCUGUUUCCAAAGAUAUGACAAACGUCCCGUUGACAAGGAACGUCAUCAUUGAACGAGUCUCUGCGAAGGUACCACUUCUUUCCGGAGGAGCGCAACGGCUUACAUCUCCGGUCAACGAACGGCGAUCGGUGGAAAAAGCCGCCGCCACUCGACUUCAAGACGUCGGAGAGCGAAGACGACUGUCGCCCGAUCUAGUAGCCCAAUCAGCACAAUCGCUGUCGUCAUCGUCGUCUUCAGCUAGUCCCAGCCCAGCGCCUGCAAAGAGUCCGAGCCCUGCUAGUAAAAGCCCUAGUCCAGAAGAUUCAACUACCACGGAAAGC